This is a messenger RNA of Lymnaea stagnalis (great pond snail), 13426 nucleotides long. NCBI's taxonomy places the organism in Eukaryota, Metazoa, Mollusca, Gastropoda, Lymnaeidae. The record is from the annotation of a GenBank genome assembly.
AAAUUAAUUUGUCUAAAUAUGGCACAGUAUAUACAGGUAGUCGAGGACGAAAGCGACGAACCUGUUGAAAUACCAAGUGAACCUGACGGCACAUUACUAUUGACGACACUUUCCGCUCAAUUUCCUGGAGCUUGCGGUUUGAAAUACCGGAAUCCCGACUCGGGAGCUUUCCGCGGUAUUCGACUUGCUGAUGGUGUAUUGCACCCCCCAGAUGGAGUUUGGGGCAGUUAUCAAUACUUAGCAGUAUUCCCUAAAGGUAGUUUGUAUAUUUUUUGUUUCAACGAUUACAUUAGAAAUUUUACUAGCCAUACUUAUACUUGUACAAUCAUGUUAAUGUUAAAAAAAUGGUACAGCACUGCAAUCUCCACAAAUGAGCAUGCCACAAAAAAAGACCACAUGUCAACAUUUUGGCUUGGCAUUAAAUUAGUUAAGUCUAAUCAUUAAGGGUAGGCCUAGCAGCUGGUAAGGUAAAACAGUGCAUUUUAACAUCCAGUGUUUCUAUACUAUAGUCCUAAAAUGUAAUUCAGGGGUGGCCAAAUUUUAGAAAUAUUUCCUGCUGGGCCACACACCUAAUUUUUUUUUUGUCAUGCUACAGCUUCGACAACACAGUGGCUUCCCAUUAGGUGAGAUCGUGGUCAAACGCUUGCCUGGUUUAAAGUAAAAAAUACAAGAAAUAUGGAAGAAAAUAAAUCAUAACAACCGCAAAUAGCCGCCCUAAGUCAAAUAUAUUUUUUAGACAAUUUAAAAAAAAUUUUGAUAGUGAGACACCUGACUUUGUUUUGCUGAACUAAAUGGAGACUGUCUCUGACUUUGUUUUGCUGAACUAAAUGAAUGCAUCUGAUCUCGACUGAUGUAGUAGCUACACGCAUGCAGUUUUGCAAAUGAAGAACAUCAGUAAUUCGUGUUCUCUCUUGUGAUUUGAUGUGCUCCAUCUGUUAACGCACAUAAGUGUUUCCAAAUAUUAAACCAUCGACAGAGCAUGCUUGUAAAAUGCAGGAUAUUUAUCCUUUUUCCUUGUCCAAAUAUGUUUUAUAAGAACUCUUCCAAACCAAUUUGAUGAAAUCAGACCUGUUUACUCUUACAAUUUUGGCGUACAAUGUGCGAUUUUUGCAGUGUAUACAUCAUUUAUAUUGUGUUUAUUUUAAUAUUAAGAUAAUGUAUUGAACGAUUUUGUGAUGAUAUUGUACGAUUUUAAGAGUUUGAGGAUAAACAGGUCUGAUGAAAUAUGAUCAUACAUCUUUUUAAUUAAUUGAUCUUUUCCUUGUAGACAGGUAUUAACAUAAUUUUGGUGGCUAGUUAUAUCGACAAAUGCUUAGUCGCAAACCCACUCUUGGUCUUAAAACUCUGGGAUUCUUAUGGACUUUCUUUCAAAGAAUUAUUGCGUUUCUUGCUGCAAAUCAAACACUCAUUUCAACAUUUUACAUCAGCAUAAAAUGUAGCGUUAUUGUAAUCUGAGUCCAAAGACUUUAGAAAUUCUUGAAACUCGUGGUGAUUUAACCAUUUUAACUUAAUGAAGCUCACUAUUGACAACCACUUUCAUGACAUGUUCCAUAAGAAAUUCUCUUGCUGCAAUUAAAAUUUAGCUUUGAAGUAUUGCCAACUUUGGAGGCCUCAUUUUCUAUCUGUUUUACUAAACCUUUGGGUUUCCCAACCAAUGCUGGAGCACCAUCCGUUUGUUAAGCCCGAUAUGUUGUUAAGGUGGUAAGUUGUAACGAAAAGUAAUUCAAUGUCGAUGCAACUGGCUCUACACAAAUCUUGUGACUUAGUAGUGUCCUUGAGUGGAUACAGUGCCGCUAAUUCUUCUAUCUUUUUAAAAUGGACAUCAACACCCCUGAUACAAAUUGCCUGUUGUGCAGUAUCCGCCAUAUCUAUGCUUUCAUCCAAUGUAGAGCACAAAAUAUAAACUCGGAUGCUUGACUUUUCAAGUUAUCUUUAAUGUUUUCCAAUGUCGUCCACACGCCAAGCAAUAGUCCAACGAGACAGUUUUAUUAUUGAGAAAUCCUUCUUCUUUUCUGGACGCAGAAUUUCAACUACGCUUCCCAAACAUUCCUAAACCAUUUCACCACCUGAAUAUGGCUUUGAUUUUUUGCUAGUAUCAUGGCUACUGCAUGUAAGAUAUUUCAAAUUGCUCUUGUCUAUAAUUUAAAAAGGUAUGAUAUCGACUCAUGAUGUAAUGGGCUUUUGGUGAUAUGUACAAUGAAGUUAACAUUAAUGUUCAUUUGACCUAGCUCAGGGGGCCGUAACAUGACCACUCACGGGGCCGCAUGUUGGCGACCCCUGAUCUAAUUAAAAACACUCUUGACACAAUUUAAAAAAUUGAAGUAACUCACUGGUCGGGUUGAGCCCUUGAUGUAGGUUGUUAAUCAAAGCAAGGUAGACUGUUUUAUGGGAAAUGGGCUUGGGUGCAGAAGAAUCCAAGUUUUUAUCUUUCUUCACAUUCACUUAUAGCAUUCAGUCAUUUAGGCAAAAUAACAUUUACAUUUCGAAUUCCUAAUGUUGUUUUUUUAAAUUUUACAAUGGAUCCAACUUGCCUAUAAUUACAAUUGGGUUUCUAUUUUAUUACGUAUUUAUCUACAUAGUGCCAAUUUUCAAGGUAUAUGACUUGACUAUGAAUAGUAGAUGUGUUAUGUGUUAGUUUUUUUAAAAAAUAAAACCUAAUUUGUUAAUUUUUUAUUUUAAUAAAUUUUAUUUUAUGCUGAUCUGACAUUUUGACCAGUGACAGGCUGUUAUAAUAGGAUCUGCAUGUUCACCUAAAUAUUGAUAUCUAUAGCAGAUACAAGUCUGCAAAACAAAGUGACAGCAGAUUGCAAUAUAAACGUCAAUCUGCUUUUUACAUUCAGUUACCUUUUUUGACAUCAGUAACUCAAUUCCACUAGACAUGCGAUGCAAAUAGUUACAUUAUAUAUACUGUAUUGUAUGAUUUUGAGACAAGAUUGUACGAGUUUGAGAGUAAAUAGUUCUGCGAUUCUAAGGAAAUAUUCAAUUUUAAACUAUUUAGAUUGAAAAAAUUGUGAUAAAUGAACUUGAAAGCAUUUAAAAAAGAAUGUUAAUUUCAUGUUUAAAAACCUGGUAGAGUCCAUAUUAUAAAUUAUCAUAAUAAUUCUAUGUGUUGUUCUGUUUUCAUGGUCACUCUUUUUAAAUUUAGCUCUAUUCAAUGCUUGUUGGACAAUAAGUGCCAUCAACAUCUGUCCAUCACAUUGAAUGUUAUUGCCAUUGUGUUUAAACACUCUCCCUAACAACAUACUUAAAAUACAUGAUUUGUGCACUCAUAUACAUUUUGAAGUUAAAUCUUUAUCUAGUUAUUGCCUUUUCUAAGCUGCCUUCUUUAACUCUAGGAACAGAAUUAUUUAAAUUUCAUCUUAAUUUCUCAUCUGGAUCAUCAUAAAGCACUGCUAAUUUAAACUGAAUCUUAGAUUCAUAUUAUAAUAAAUAAAAUUUCAUAGCCCUUCGUGCAAAAGUAAGGUUUCUAAUUCUUUUAGUGUGCCAAAGACAUAUGAGCCCACCUCAAAGUACCUUUUUACUUACCAUAUAAAGUAUUAGCAGAUGUUAUUCUCUGUUACAGCUUUCAAUUUAACACAGGUCAAUGUAUACAUAUUGACACUGCCCUUAGUAGAUAAUAUAGACAUCCCACAAUAAAUGGACUGCCAAAAAUGAUUGGUGGGUGGUGAAUAGACCAAGAAAACUAUAUAUUUAAUAUAAAAAAAACACUAAAAAAUUAGAGCUUUUAUUGUUAACGUUUUUUUACCAAAUUUUCCAGUAAAAUUCUUUAUGUCGUGAGGUUAUGACUGCGUCAAAUUUGGUGGUGAUCCAUUAUUUGGUUAACAACUAAACCUGUAAUUCAUAUAUACAGUAUAUGUUUUUUUAUUUGUUUUGGUCUUCCGCACACUGCUUAGGUUUACAUAGACUACGAAUAUAAAGUUUUACACUAACCUAGUUUUUAAAGCCAAAGUAAAACAAAUCAAACUACUGGGCUCUUAUUGUGGUGAAAUAAGGUUCCUCUUUAUAGUCUUGGUGGUAGAAAUAUUUCAGAGAUCUAGUAUUAUUAACCCAUGAAAGGCCUAUGCAAAUGAUUAUUUAUUUUCUUCAAGAAACAAUGGUGUAGCCUGGGUGGAUUGUUAAAAAAAAAUCAACUGUUCCAUGCAGCAGAUCCCCUCACCCAAGGACCAUCUUAAAUAUUAUUAACUUACUCUAAGGAAAAUUUAUUUUAGACAUGGUACUGAAGGCUGAAGGAACAUAAUUAUCAACCAUUGCACUGUGUAUUAAUUAAAUGGUUGUUAUUACACUUGAAAAUAGAAUAACUCAACCUUUCCUUUUUGUGAAAAGAUAAAGGGAGAUUUAAAAUAUGACGUAAACAAUAUAUCAUCUUUUCAACUUUAUACAUAAAUAUAAUUUUCAGAAAACAAGCGUAAAGGGGAAGAUGGCUUUGAUAAUCCAGCUGCUAAAACUAAAAGAUUGGAAAACCUGAAGUGUUCAGACCUCAUUGUCCUUGGUCUGCCAUGGAAAAGCACAGAAGACGACUUGACAAAAUAUUUCCAACAAUUUGGUGAACUCAUUUUAGUUCAGGUAAUCAUUCAUAGAUAAAUUAUAAAACUUAGGCUUUUAAAAAGUAUCAUGUGAAAAUAUUAUGUUUUAAACGAUGAUUGGAAUAACAUUGAACCAGUUUACAUUAUAUUACUUAAACUGAAAGAAUAUAAAUUGUAUUUAAAAGAGGAGAUUUAAUUUCUCAUAACAUACAGGUUAAAAGAGAUCCCAAGAGUGGUCAGUCUAAAGGUUUUGGGUUCAUUCGAUUUGUAAACUAUGAAUCUCAAGUCAAAUGCUGUGCUCAGCGUCAUAUGAUUGAUGGCAGGUGGUGUGAUGUUACUAUUCCUAAUUCAAAGGUAAAGAACCUUAGUUUCUAUUGUAUAUAGAUAUUUUGGCAUACAUUUGGAAUUUAGAGAAUAUUUCAGGUGAGAAUAGUAGCAGCUUUUCAUAAAGACAAAGCAAAUUAAUGCUUUGGGAGGAAAAAAAGUCAAUAGCAGGGCCUCAUAAUUUUAAAAAACUCAUUUUAAAAAAAAUGUAUUUCUUAUUUCGCUAGUCUUUAUCUUUUGCGUCUUUUAAUUAAUACACUUAAAGUAUUUAAAAGAUAAUACUAUUACAUAGCAUAGUUUUUUUAAUUUUAAACCAUUAUUGAUAGAUUCCUUUCUCAAAACAUGAGCCCUUCUGGUCAAUUUAAAGUUUUUGCAACCUUUGGAUAUUAUUUUAUUGUAACAGUUAUGUGACUUAAUAACUUAAAGAAAAAAAUAACAGUUAUGUGACUUAAUAACUGUUAUUUUUUUUCUUGAUACAUAGAAUGGCCUUUUUUAUAUCUUACUAUAUAUUUAUAGGUAUGAUUGAUAGACUGAUUGAAAUGUUUACUGCACUUAUUUAAUCUUAGAGGAUAUUGAAGCAGCAAAAAGCUGUCUUAUUGGGUAUAUACAUUUGAACGUGUGUUUUCUGAAUUUCUGUGGCUAAAUUUUUUGUUGUAUGAUGAUUGACUGUUGUGCAGACAAGAGCGAGUAAGCAGUAAUAUUGAAAGGUGUGAAAAUGCUUCCCUUCCCAUUUAUGAAUAGCUAGCUAAAGCAAAUUGAUACACAGGUCACCUUUUUGCGAAACGUACUAGUUGAAAUAUAUGAUUUCUUCAAAUAUCCAUCAAUCAAUGAAGUCACAGUUGUCAAGUAGAGGACUAAUAAAAUUUUUUAAACUCCUAACUUUGCUCAGUCAGGUGAUGGCUGGGAUCAGAAAGCCCAGCAUUCAGUGAGUUUUUUUUUCUCCUUAAAGCAAAUCUUAUAUUAGUAUACAUUAAAUUUGUCUUUGAAUUGGAAAAUGAAGGUAGUCAAUACUUCUCAUUCUACAUUUAAGCUCAUAUCUUUCCUGCUCAUAUUGUAGGCUUUGUAUACAGUGGAACCUGAGACUAAAUGUGCAAUGUGUGUUGUAAAAAGCUUUAAUGGAUUAACAAACUUGAACCAUUGUCAAAUAUAGCAUUAUGUAACUAAAAUUUAGCAUGCUUUUCACAUAUUUUAAAUUUUUUAGCCAGUUUUUUUAGUUACACUAAAAGUGUGUUAUUUUAAAAGAAAAGUUGAAUUUUAUUUUAAAAGAAAAGUUGAAUUGUAUUUUAAAUUUGGCAUAAAAUUAUUGAUUUUUAAACAGUAUAGUGUAAUUGAAACCACUUGACAGUGUGUUUAAAUGUGUAAUAUACAUCUACGUGCCAAAACUGCUUAUUUUUAGAACAGAUUUUAUUUAAUAGUACAUUUUGUCUAAGUUAGAAUCGAGUUCUUGCUUUUCUUCUAGUAUAGAAGUGUGAAAUAAAAUAUCAUGGCCUUGGAUAAAUUUUAAAUGAAUGCUCAUUUAAAAGUUUUAGCUAGUUAUUUUAACAAAGAACCAAAUUUCAUUGUAUAGUUUUGAAAUUGCAGAAUGUCAAGAUAAUUAUUUUUUUUAUUAAUUCUUAGACAUUUGAUACAUGUUUCUAUCGGCAUUAUGAAACGCCAUCCUUUAUGAUUUAAGUGAGUUAUAUUAAAAGUAAAGUGUUUUAGCUUUAGUUGGUUCCACUGUUUACAAACUUUUGUUAAUGGUAGUAAAAUAAAAAUUGCCCGAACAAAGCAAAGACACUGUGUUCCCCCACUUCCAGCACCACAGAUCUUCAUCCUACCACCAAGGCUACAACUUUACCCCUUAUGCGAACCAAGGAGCGGGCAACUUUUCCUUUUCAUCUGGGUCUGGUUAUGAUGAUGGUGUAGAUGGAAAUUACCAUCAGGUUUGUAGCACUCUUUCUUUGUUUCCGUCAAGAGGAAAGGAGCUAUCAGAUUAUUAAAAAAAAAGAGGCUGGAACUUUUCUUCUUUUUACAAAAAUAUUUUAUAAGAAAAGUUGGCUCUUGAAAUCAUGUUGAGGAUUUUUUUUUCUUCAGUUUCUUUGUGAGUGGAUAAUAAAUAAGCAUCUAACAAAAUGUUGGGCUAUAGUUGCAACUUGUGUUUUUUUAUGCCUUUUGGAAAUUUAGUGUCAGAAUAGUAUAUUUGUUAACUUAUAGUCAUGUCCAUUGGUUGGAUGUUGUUGCAUGUGACCUUUUUGGGGAUUGUUUGUAGCAGAAAAUGCUGAAUGUAACUAUGUAUUGUUAGUGGGAGACACUAUUGAAAGUUAUAAUACAAUUUUUUUCUUUGAAUCUUAAUUUAAAAUUAACUUUUUUAAACUCUUGUUUUAUAUAGUAUUGACUUGUUAGUUUUAACCUACCUAUUAUUAUUUAAUUCAGUAGUCAUUGGAGACUUACCUUUUCAACACAUGUGGCAGCAACUAAUUUUCUGUCAGCUUGUUCAAUUUAUAACAAUUCUUGCUGUAGAUUUUUUGUAAAAAUGUAAUUUUAAUAAAUUAAAAUAAAUCAUUAUUUGAACUGUAACAAGGUUAGGCGCUGCCUCUCACCGACAAUGUUCUCAUUUCAACUAAUAAUAGAGUGCAGUGAUGAACACAGGUAAAUUUGAUUUUUGACUGAUGGUUAAGAAAUGGAAUGAUUUUUUUUUAAGUACAGGUGAGAAAUGUUUUAUUUAUAAGAAUAUCUGAUCUGAUAAAAUAAUGUGGAUUAAGAAUACUUAGAUUACAUUUUACCUUGUCAGAAUUUCAUUUAUUUACAGUUAAAAGAUUUUAGCUAUUGUGAGGGUUUUUUUAACAGUUAGCCAUCUGUCAUUAGUGCCAAGCAAAGGGGGAAGUUAUAAUUUUCCAGUGUCUUCCACUAAAAUAUAGAGUGAAAGUUAAUCUAUUUAAAAUUGUGAGAAAGAGGUUUUAUGAUUAUUAGGAUGUGAAUGGUUUUAAUGGUUGUUAUGUAUGUUAUCAAGCGUUGCAUAAUUCACCAUAAUUCUAUUGUCUUUAUUUUAAAAAAUGACAGAAGAAUAAGUUGUAAAAUGUGGAAUUGAAUCUUUACAAAUGAUUUUAAGUGUUGUUUUUCCAUGAUGUAUUAGAAUUCACAUUAGUUUAUAGAUAUAUUUCUGAAAUGAUUAAGAUAGGAUUUUUUAAAAUUUGUUAAUGUCAUUGAUCUUCCAUUCAAUAGAUGUAAAUUCAUUUUUUUUUUACUUGCCUUACCCCGAAAGUGGUAAAUGGACAAAUUUUUUAAAUAGAAAAAUUAACUCUAUUUGGUGUUUUUCCACAUUGAGCAAAAGACAUUUUCUUAAUGCUUUUUCUUAGGAGGGAAACAACCAAAUGAUGAACCGCAAAGUUUUCAUUGGUCGUGUUACUGAAGAUAUCAGUGCAGAGGAUCUGAGAAAUUACUUCAGCAAGUUUGGUGAGGUAGUUGAUGUGUUCAUCCCCAAACCUUACAGAGCCUUUGCUUUUGUCACUUUUGCUGAUGCAGAGACAGCCCAGGCUUUAUGUGGAGAGGACCACAUUAUCAAAGGUGCAAGUGUUCAUGUCAGCAGCGCUGCUCCAAAAUCUUUUGAUAAGGUAUGAUUUUCCAUGUAUGAUGGUUCUAAUAUUUCCUUAAAGGUAUAUAAAUAUCAUAUUGAAGUUUCCUAUUUAAGAUUCAUUGAUUGCCACAUGACCAUUCAUAUUGACUAAUCUUUAAUUGCCUUAAAGAAAAGUAUAUAUUUUGAAAGAAAAAAAUUAAGACGUUGUACAAAUAAUUUUUAAAGAAUGCACAAUUUUUUCAUGAGUAAAGAAUAGAAUGUUUUUGGGUGCUACUUAUUUAUUAUUAAUUGUGCUAUAAGCAUUUGUUUAUAUUUUCAACUGUGUUUCAUUAUUUGCACUAAUUUUUAUUUCAAGUUUAAAUAAUUUUGGUUUCCCAUUUCAAUUAGCAUUGCAUUAGGUAUUCUAAAUGAACGUUUUAUAAUGAAAUAAAGUAAAAUUCAACUAUUCCCCUAAUUUAGAGCUUGGCUUAAUCAAAAUAGGACCACCAAUUUUAACAUUAACUCUCUAUCUCUAAUAUUAAGAAAGUUAUGCAUUUUUUAAAAACUUUAGAUGACUCGUGUAGUUUUGACACCCACAAUCUUCUAAAGUAACUAAGUUGGAACCUUCAAAUCUCUUGCACACACAGCCAGUUAUACAUAUAAGAAACUCAAUUUUUUUCAGGGUGGUCACGAAGAUGUAAAUAAAAAAAUAUAUGAAAACAGAGAUAAAAUGACAAUUUUUGUUCAUUUUAAAAAAAGGCCUACAAAAUUAAUCAAAUUAGAUGAAUAAUUUUUGGAAAACGUUUAUUAUUGUGUAAUUAACCCUCCAACUUUGGUCGGCCGAUUUCAUAGUAAUAACUUUAUAAUGCAUUAUAAAUGCAAAAAUGCCCAUUUAACUAUAUUUUAUCUUUAAAAAAUAUAUAAUUUACAGCUAAUCUUUCAACUGGAACAAAAAGCCGUAAUCCCAGGAUUAGCGCAUCAUUGUGUUUUAGAAAAAUGUGUUUUUCUCAAAAUCAAUCUAAAGUGACUUAGCAGGGUUUGCAAUUGGACUCCUCAAUUAUCUCAACUAAGCACGAUCACACACAAUAAGAAUUUUAGAGAAUUUUUUCAAAAAUCACAGAAAAUUAACCAAAUAAGUUCUUUAAAUAAACUUUUCACCAUAUUGUAAAUCCUUGUCAUGUUUUUAUUUAGAAAUAGACAGACUCAGAUUAAAAAUACAAAUAAUGCUUUAGAAAUAUCUUUUAAAAAGGUACUUUCAAACCCAACAUUGAGUUUUUCCUACAUAUUAAAUUUUUAUUUAAAAUUGAUUUAGAAAGCUGCAAUUCAGUACUGAUAAUGAAAAUUGUAUGAAAAAGUAGAUAAACCCCAAAGAUAAGUUAUUUGAAGUUUGCUGCCUUCAUUUGCAUGUCUGUAAGGGUUUAGAAACAUUUCCCUACACCAGUUUAACAAUGUUACAAAUUUCUGUAAUAUGUACACCAAAAGCCAGUAAAAAAAAUAUUUUAUUAGUAUCAAAUUGUAUUUAUUGUAUGAUUUUAAUUUUAAUAGUUAUUAACUUGCAUUUAUGAUUAUGUCAUUGCUAGCUGUAUUUUUAAAAAAAUGCACAAAUAACUAAUAAUAUUACUAUGGGUACUACUAACCUGUACCAGUUUGGGACUUAAGCCAUUGGUCUGAGUAUUCUUGUUCUGUUGUAGUGAUAUCUGUCUCAAGGUCUUAAAAUGUUUUCAGUUUCAGCCACAUGUUAAAAUUAAAACUCACAAGUUUACAAGGUUUUAACUGCCUCCCGUUUGCAAAAUAAAUAAUGCAUACCGGUAUAUAGUUUAUAAUUGUAGUUAGUAAAAACUCGCUGAGGUUAACUUUGGAAUCAGAACUUUACAGGGGGGGGGGGAUAUUAUGUAACUAAUUUUUAAAACUAGCUUUAUAACCUAGAAAAGUAGAAAAAUAAACAUUGCAUCACUUUCUUAUACAUCAUACCAUAUAAUUAAAUUUAUAAAAUGGAUUAGCAAUCGAAUUUAUUGUUAAAUUAUGAAUUCAUUAAAACUAAAGCAUUCCUUUUACCUGGUUAACUUUGGAAUCAGAACUUUACAGGGGGGGGGGGGGAUAUUAUGUAACUAAUUUUUAAAACUAGCUUUAUAACCUAGAAAAGUAGAAAAAUAAACAUUGCAUCACUUUCUUAUACAUCAUACCAUAUAAUUUAAUUUAUAAAAUGGAUUAGCAAUCGAAUUUAUUGUUAAAUUAUGAACUCAUUAAAACUGAAGCAUUCCGUUUACCCUCGGCAUUAAUGCUUCGCUACCAGUUGAUAACUUUCAUGAUCUAUUACGCUUUCUGAACAAUUUUGCAUUGCUAUAAAAUAAACAUCAUUAAAUAUUUAAACAUUUGAUGGAACUAAUUAUAUCUUCUUUUUUUUUUUUUUUUCUCCGCUGUCGUUAAUUUAAAUACAGACUACUUUAAAAUAAAGUUAGAUCGUCAUUUGGCGUUAACAUAAACACGCAUUUGUUAUCAAUAAGCUCACAUAAACCAAAUAUAUGAAAUAAAGAGCCUUUCAAUAUAAAUUAAAAUUCCAGAAGGAAACAAUAAUGUUUUAACUUAAAUAUUUCCGUUUCAAUCCAUGAAAAGGCACUAAAUUUAGAAAUUCAUAGAUAAAAGUAGUAAUUAUAUACUGGCUUGACCAAUUAGAAUUCGCCAUGUCUUGUGUGUCUUGCACUUUUUUUUAGCAGACUUAGUUGACUUUGUUCCAAGCCUUUGUGCAUGGAUACCAUAAAUGGGGUGUUCACACAAUUAUAACAGUUUUAGAAUACCUAAUUGUAGGACCCUAUUUUUAAAGCCUCUUACCGGUAGUUUUUUUUUUUGCUCUUUUAAGGAAAUUUUAAAAAUGUGUAUCUUAUUAUUGUUUCCUUUACUGUUCCUCUGAGACAUUGACGCUUUCAUUUUCAAAUUUUAUUUUACAAGGGAUCUGACAGAAAAGGCUUUGGACAAGGUGGAGGCAGCUAUAAUCAAGGAGGUGGUGGCUGGGGUCAAGGUAGAGCUGCUGCACCUGGACCUGUAGGUGGUAAGGUGGCAAAUAAUGCAGAUGGUCUUGGAGGAAAUCUUGGUAUGAAUCUUCUCAACUCUGCAAUGCUUGCUGCUGCGCAGGCUAUGCUUCAGAACCAGGGGGGCUGGGGAGCCUUAAACCAGGGUCCAUCUCAAGGUGGCAGUGGGGGGAAUAUGGGUGGAGGUGAUCAUCAGGCUCCUCCACCAAUGGCCCCAAUAUCCAAUCAAAGUGGUUUUGGCAGUAUGGGUGGGGGUAGUGGUGGAGGUGGGGGUGGCUCUGGUGGAAAUUGGUGGGGAAAUGAAGGAAGCUCCUCUUCAGGAGGUCAUUAUGGUGGUUGGGGUGGCUCUCAUGGUGGAAGAGGAAGCGGAGGAUGGAGUUAAGUAAAAUGGGAGAGUUGUAACUUUUAAGAGAGUUUUCAACCGUCAGUGUGAAAGCUAUUGAGUCUGUGCGCCAGAGAUCGAGAUUUGAAUAUCUAAGAUAGUUGAAAUUUUUUUUUCUUCUUAAAGUGAAAAGUUGAAUGUGUGGGGCGACUGUUAAGAAAUCAUCUGAAGUAAUUUUAAAAAGUUAAAUUAUUUUGUUACAUUUUUUCAUUCCUUUCCCCCCACUUCCUCAUUAUCUUGAGAAAUUGUAAAUUAACAUGGUUAUAAAUUCAUAACUAUCCUUCCAAACUUCAAUCUCUAGGCAGGCAAGGUUUAUCUCACAGAUUUUUUUAUUUUCUUGUACAUAAUCUUGAACUCUUCUAUUUACAUUUCUAUCAAUUGAUGUAUAUGUUGUCAAAAUUGUUUGUAACAGUUCACUUCCAUUUUUUUAAAAGUUAAAUUUGGGGGAUGAUUUAAAUAGGCUCAUUUGAGUUUCCAGCCUGUUGCACUGUGAAUUUUGUCUUAAAUUCAAUCACUUUUUAUUCUCCAAAGACAUCAUUUAAAAUUCAUAUUUUUGUUUAAAUACCUUUUGUAUGAUUUGAUAUUGCAAUGUGGGUUGCUUGAUUGAUUAGUGUGAUUUGCAGAUUUUAUUUUCAAGAUAUUUUUAGGCAUGACAGAUUUAGCUUUUAAAAUGCACAUGUGCGCCGUUCAUUGUGCGAGAGUUGCUGCUAGUUUUGUGCGUGCAACUGUUCCAGACUCUUUUAUCUCCUCACAAGUGAUAGAUCUGAGUGCAGAAAGAAACAAAGUUGAAAGUAGACCCCUUUCUUUGCAAUCUGUUGAGACAAAAAUUUGAAUGUGAUUUAGUUCAGAAUAUGUAGUUGCAGUGUGAAGAAAGUGAGACAUAAAAUCAAUUUUUUUUGCAAGUUUGCCUUUUGGGAGUGAUAUGAAAGGUUUCACUACGAAUGCUAUGACAUAAGGAAACUGAAGACCAUUUAAAUCUCCCAAAAGCCUGAAAAACUAGAAUAAAGACUCACUGCAACAUUAGAAAUACAAUCUCAAAUCCCAUUACAAGCUUAAAUGGUAAGCAAUUGAUCAAGCAAUCCUUAGAUAUUUCAAAUUAAAUAUUAGUUUCACUGAUUUUAUUUAGAGCUUUGAAGUUAGAGUUAUAUUGUAUUUUAAAAAUGCUGUGUUGUAUUGUUUAAAAAAAUGCAAGAUGUUCCACGUGUCAUAGGAACCAAGCAAAUUUUACAUUUCUUUGUGCAUUUUGUCCCUACAUUGUUUUAUGAUUUGUAAAAUGGCGGGGGGGUAACCAAAAGAUAACUAUUAAAUGGUCUUCAAUGAUUGUGAGACUGCUGUUAAAUGAUUUAUAUUUGUUGUACUAGUGAAAAGAUCACAGAAUACAUGUGGAAGUCUGCAAAGCUGUUUUAGACCAGGCAAAUAAAUUAUGUCUCACAUAAAAGAAUUUUAUUUACUGGUAACUAAAAAUUGCCAAUGAUGACUUGUGAUUACAGUAGCUGUGCUCUUUUCAUGAAUAUGUUGUUGUUAAUUAAAAGAACCGAAGUAAAAGUGGUGGUGAUUUUGUGAACAUGGUGGAGAGGAGAGGUUGGCAUAUGAUGAUGAUGAACGUUGAAUGUUCAAGUGUCGGAAAACCAGAGAGGGG